Leishmania braziliensis MHOM/BR/75/M2904 is the source of this 1377-nucleotide messenger RNA. Its product is annotated as RNA binding protein-like protein. The coding region runs from base 1 to 1377 and encodes 458 amino acids. The transcript has a single exon. The record is from RefSeq and is a predicted model, not a curated record. NCBI's taxonomy places the organism in Eukaryota, Euglenozoa, Kinetoplastea, Trypanosomatida, Trypanosomatidae.
AUGCGCAAAACGCGGACGCACAGACGUCUCUCUACUCGUCUUCCCUCGCUCUGUCUUUCCCAGCAAACUCGAGUCUCUCGUUCUAAAGCGUUCUUGUCGCACACACACACACGCCCGCCCGCCCGCACGCACGCACGCCUUUCUUUUCACUUGUUCUUUUCCUCCGUAGAUUUUGGCUCUUCGACAGCGAAGGUAGUGCCGUUCGCGUACUCACACUAUCACGGUUGCGCCGCUCCUCCUCCUCCUCCUCUCUUCUCCACCAUUAUGCAGGAGUUCCACGCGUUUUCGGUGUCUCCAAGCACGGAGCACAGGCUGGACAUCCCUGAGGGGUGCGGCUUCCACCUGUCUAUCAUUUCCCUCCCGCGCGGUGCCAACGGCAAGACGACCGUGUACGUGUCCGCGGAUGGCAAAUCGUACGCGCUGGCCUCUCUCGACUCGCAGAAGAACAUCCUUCAGGUACCUCUCGACCUCAUUUUUAACUACCGACAGCACGUCAUCUUCUUCGCGAAGGGCUCGGCGACGGUGCACUGCGUCGGCUACCGCCAGGAGCUGGACCUCAGCGAUGAUGAUGAUGAUGGCAUGGAGAACGGCAGUGAUGACGACGCCAGUGACGCUGAGAAGGCGGCGAUGAUGCUGCCGGUGGAUGCCAUCACGGAUGCCGGGACGGCAAAGAAGAAGGCUGCCGCUGCCGCCGAGAGGUUCUCCGAGGAUGAGAAUGAGGAACUGAUCGACAGCGCUGAGGACUCAUCCGCCGAUGCGGCGUCCGAUGAUGGCUCCAAUGGCAAGGAAAUGGAGGAGGAGGAGGGUGACAGUGACGAAGAGGAUGAGGAGGAAUAUGAUGAUGAUGACGAGGAGAUCGACAGCGACAUUGCCGAGGAGCCGGCGGGGAUGCAGGCACGCGAUGAGGACCCCACCGCCCCGUCUUCGGAAGAUGAGGAGGAGAGUAACGAUGAUAAAUAUGACGAGGAGAGCGAUGACCUCGCCGCCAUGGAAGAGGACGAUGACGAGAAUGAGAAAGACGAGGAGGAGGAGGAGCCGCCUAUGAAGGCGAUGCGUUCAGAGGGCCGUCCCAGCAGUGGUUCGCCUCAGGGACGCACCAACGGUCACUCUCCUCAGGGCCGCCCGAGCGGUGGUUCGCCGCAGGGACGCACCAACGGUCACUCUCCUCAGGGCCGCCCGAGCGGUGGUUCGCCGCAGGGACGCACCAACGGUCACUCUCCUCAGGGCCGCCCGAGCGGUGGUUCGCCGCAGGGACGCACCAACGGUCACUCUCCUCAGGGCCGUCCGAGCGGUGGUUUGCCGCAGGGACGCACUGCCAGCCACUCUCCUCAGGGCCGUCCGAGCGGUGGUUUGCCGCAGGGCCGCCGCCGUUUCUAA